AGAUCUACUUGAGUGGCGGAGGCGAGUGAGUUAAGCGGCCAAUAUGGCAGCCACUAAUGUUUGUGUUAAUGACACAGUGAAUGGAUUGAAAGUGACAGUGCAGUGCUGAGUUUCUCUGUUUACUCUUGUGUUUUAUGUACUGUGGAUGUGUAUAUACAAAUCAUAAAUGAAAAUAUACAGUAAUUUUAUAUGUGCGCGCGUGACACGACUUGUAUUGGUCGAAACAGCGUGAGAAAUCAACUGUUGAUUCGAGUUGUGCAUUGUCAAGCAUAAUCUUUUAAUUAAUGCAAAGUUUUCUAUGACUGCCAAGACAUUAUCUGGAUUUUCAUUAAGGAAUGAGACUUCAGAAUGGAUGAGAGGCUGGAGUCGAUAGUGGAGGGCAAUGACUCCAACGACUCCAGUAAUUUACGUACAGUGGUCAUCCAUCGAGGAGAGCGGGGCUAUGGAGUUACUGUCUCUGGGGAAAGUCCAGUCAUUGUCCAGGAUGUCAAAGAUGGUGGACCAGCAGCCCAAGCAGGAGUUAAGAAGGGUGACUCUAUCAUCAAAGUUAAUGGAACAAUAGUGUCACAAGUCAACCAUAAAGAAGUGGUGCAGAUCAUUAAGUCAACUCCAUUUGUGAAACUGACAUUGCAAAGUUGUCCUGAAGGUGACACCACAAAUCUAGCAUCACCCCAGGAUCCUGCUCACCGACCACUUCCCCCUACACCAACGCAAUCUAAGUCAAACGAUCGUAUAACUGCACCAUUGCCUGUAAAUACACAGUUACAAAAUCAGAUGGACGUAAACAAAGGAAAAAUGUUGACUAAGUACUUGGAAAAGCAGUGGAGAGUAAGAGAUCAUAUUAUGGUAGAGCUUCAGAGAGGUCCCUCUAAGGCUUUGCAGAGAAGCCUUGAGAAGGAGUUGGAUUCUAUUAAUCGUCAAAUAUCGAAAAUACAGGAAGAACUCAAGAACAUGAAAGACGUUGAAGCUCAAUUUCACUCGCACCCUCGCUCCUCCCCACGCUCUCCCCCUCUUUCUCGUCCAUCAUUUUCCCUCCCACAUUCCCACUCCCAGCACUCACAUACACGUUCAGUCUCUGAAAUUCCCCCUCCACUCCCAGCACGUAACCGCUCCCUAGUCACUCAGAUAUCAGCCCCUUCAUUAACUUCCUUGACCCCUGCUCCUCCUCUUCCCCCUCGACAUAUGCAGCUGGAGAGAUUUGGGGAGGGAGGCCUAGCACAAAGUCUAGAGAACAUUCAUAAGGUGCAGUCUCUCAGUCAUUCUACGAGUUCUGUUUCGGAACCUGGGAGUCGUCCUCCAUCUCAUUACAGAGCUAAGUCAAGUCCUGAUCCUCUUGGUCUUCAUACCAGUACUGGUUAUGCAAGUGGGAGUGACACACUCACAGAUCUUAAUAUGUCAGGGCCCAGUGGAAAUCGUGGCAAAGCAUCAUCUCUUUGUAAUGAAGAUAUUUCAGUUUUGGAACCCCCAGGAACUCCUCCUCCACCUUAUGCAUCUGGUUCAUCAACUUAUGUUUACCCAUCUGAUGAGGUGGAUGAGAAUUACUCAACUAUAGUGGAUGAUUGUGAUGGUGGGGGAGAAUUUACACCUUCAGCUCCCCCUGUCCCUCCCCCCCAUGGCCUCCCUUUGCCGAGCCGACCAACCUUACCAGGCCUGCCACCCAAACCAGGUUCACAUCAUGCAAGUCCUUUUACUUCACAAGUUACAAGCCCUUCCAGCCCAAAUGGACAGGUACAGCAGCAGCUGACCGUGGUACGGCAGGAGCUGAUGGUGGUGCAGCAACAGCUGACGGUGGUGCAGCAGCAGCUGACUGUGGUACAGCAGAAGCAGCAGCUGACUGUGGUACAGCAGAAACAGCAGCUGACCAUGGUACAACAGCAGCUGACCAUGGUACAGCAGCACCUGACAGUGGUGCAGCAACAGCUGACCGUGAUACAACAGCAGCUGAUCAUGCUUGAAGAUCACGGUCCAUUCCAGUCUCUGAGCAAACUCUUUAACCAUAAUGCUUAUCUUGCGGUCUUUAUGAAUUACGUCAUCUCCAACUGUGACUCAUCCAGUUUGUUUUUUUAUUUAAUAACGCACCUUUACAAAGAAGGAGUUGGGAAGGAAAUGAAGAGAUGGGCUUAUGAAAUUACUUCUAGUUUUUUAUUACCUGGUGCACCUCUUCACCUUAGUAAUGUUGAAGAAAAUGUUUUACACGAAAUAGAUGAAACCUUGCAGAAUGAAUUAGACAAAGAAGAAAUUCUUCGGAAGGUAUUUUGGAAAGCCCGUCAACGUUGCCGGGAAGAUUUAAAUGAGCAGCUAGCCGACUUUCGCAACAAACGAAGUGCUGGCUUGGGGUCCAUAUUUGGGCCCCCAGAUCAUGCCUUGGAGGAGAGUAUGCACAAUAAAACCAAAGAAUUACAGAUUGUGGAGAAUCUGCUUGUGCCUUGUCUCGAGAGUGUUUCGGAUGACCUGAAGAAUGCCACAGACCAAAUGAUUGUAACAGCCUCUAGUCUAGCCACCAUCCUGUUGAAAUACUAUGGGGUGAGAAGUCAACAAGCUCAUCAACUCAUCGAUAGGUGUCCACUCUUUGUUAGUAAAGAACGACCGUUGAGAAGUAAAAUCUUCCGGGGCAGUAAAAAGCAAGUGUAUAGAGACCAUCACUUCAAUCAGCACACAUAUUACAGUGUUACGUACUGCAAUCAUUGUGGUCUCAUUAUCUGGGGUAUUGCUCCACAAGGUUACCAGUGUACGAAUUGUGAAAUGAAUAUUCACAAGUCAUGUGCCAAACAAGUAGAGGAAGUAUGUAUAGGACAGUUACAUAAAAAAGACAGAAGUAGAGAUACUAGAUUUAGUUCUAUUCUUGGCAAGAUCAUGGCAGACGAUAAAGACAAUAAAAGAAAAGUGUCUCAAGUUUGUGCUGCACAGAAUAGUACAUUCUAUAUCUCGCCGACCAUUGCCCCUGCAGGAACAUUAGUUGAAAGGGCUCGAAAAGGGCUCGAGGAAGGUAACAGCGACAUUCUUGGGCUGGUAUCCGAAACAGACAGCAUAACAGGUAAGCCUGAGUGUCAGGAGCGAGUGGAGUUGCUGAGCAAGGUAAGUGUGGAGACUAAGUUAUUAACAGACCAGUGUUGCACUCUACACACUGCAGCAGACGUAUGUAUACUUUAACCUUGUACUUAUCAU
This is a messenger RNA of Cherax quadricarinatus, 3165 nucleotides long. The record is from RefSeq and is a predicted model, not a curated record. Lineage: Eukaryota; Metazoa; Arthropoda; Malacostraca; Decapoda; Parastacidae.